CCCUGCACACGAAUUUUUAUCGUGAUUUAUUGUUUCUGGCGCUUAAUGUCAGGCAGGAUUCCAGCACCCACAGGUUAUAUGUGAAUAGCUCGAUGUGUUGCGCAGGCUGAUGGCCGCGUGUGGGGCGUGGGUUUGGGUUUUGUUCGAGGGCGAUCAUUCCUUGCUUCAAUUUACUUAUUUCAUUCCGAAGACCAGCUUGAAGUUUUGCAGGAAAACAAACAAGCGAACGUUGAUGGCCUCUAUCCUUCAUGAAGCGAAACCUAUCUCCGUCUUUUGAGGGUGUCACCACCCAAAUACAGCCAACCAAACGAAAGCGAAAACCAGUGCCUGUUAAUUUGGCUGCCUUGGCGCCAACUGGGGACAAAUCCACUCACUCGAUCACCCAAGGCUCAAACAAAUUCGAACAAGUUUCGAGAGACUUCCUCAUAGGGUCUGGGAAGAACUGGAGACUGUUUACAGAAGAAGAGCUCCCUGGUGCCGAGGUUUUCUAUCUGCCGGAUUUCAUCGAUGUGGCCACUGCUAUGACGUGGAGGGCAGAAUUAGACAAACUCGAUACAUGGCACCGUCCGACACUCAAAGUGUACGGACGCGAGGUUAUUCAGAGUCGCUUGACAGCUGUGUACGCAACAACACCCGAGCUUACUAUGAAGUACUCGGGCCAAGUUGUUAAAAUGCAUUACCCGUAUCCAAACUUAGUCUCGGAGAUCCAACGUUUGCUUGAGAAAACCUUGGGAUUCGGCCUCGAAGACAUGGCCGAAGGUGAAGGAAAUAAUUUGACCGGCUUCAACCACGUCAUGCUGAACAAAUACGACGAUGGAAGUGUCUACAUCGGUCAACAUAGUGAUAGCAGGGAAAAUAAAGUGAUUGCAAGUCUCAGCCUCGGGGCCCCCAGAACCUUCAUAAUGACCCCGCGGAAGGGAUCUCCAGGGGAAAAGUUGAAAUGGACACUGGACAAUGGGAGCCUCAUGAUAAUGCAAGGAGAUACUCAGCUGAAUUGGAAGCAUAAGAUUCCGAAGGAGCCAAAGGUGAAGGAAGGGAGGAUAUCAUUGACAUUCCGGCAACUGGUGUAUGAAAAUCAUCGUCCAGCGGGUUAA
Messenger RNA from Cantharellus anzutake, 1094 nucleotides. RefSeq lists its product as uncharacterized. Lineage: Eukaryota; Fungi; Basidiomycota; Agaricomycetes; Cantharellales; Hydnaceae. The record is from RefSeq and is a predicted model, not a curated record. The transcript has 4 exons. Bases 249 to 1094 code for a protein of 281 amino acids. Gene Ontology annotation, biological process: DNA repair.